Molecule: messenger RNA, 1839 nt
Organism: Clonostachys byssicola
Lineage: Eukaryota; Fungi; Ascomycota; Sordariomycetes; Hypocreales; Bionectriaceae
Source: the annotation of a GenBank genome assembly
AUGAGAAUUGGCAGAACGAUCACGGUAGUGGCCGCGCUGGCCUCAAAUGUAGCUGCCAUUGGUUUCGACUUCAACGUCCAGAUCCCCCUCGAUGGCAAGACUUUAAAGGAGCAGCACCAGCCCGAUAGGAAGAGCAGCCGGCCUAACAUCAUCUUCGUUCUUACAGAUGAUCAAGAUGUACACAUGAACUCGUUGGAUCACAUUCCUCUAAUCAAAGAGCGCCUCAUUGAUCAGGGAACGCUCUAUAAGCGCCAUUUCUGCACUACUGCCGUCUGUUGCCCUUCACGUGCUUCCUUGUGGACGGGCAAGCUUGCACACAAUACCAAUGUGACAGAUCUCUUCCCGCCUUAUGGUGGAUUUCCUAUUUUUGUGAAGAACGGCCACAAUGAGAAUUAUCUUCCCGUAUGGCUACAAGACGCUGGCUACAAGACUUUCUAUGCCGGAAAGAUGUUCAAUGCGCAUACGAUAUGGAAUUAUGAUAGCCCCCAUCUCAAGGGGUGGACAGAAUCUGACUUUCUGCUUGAUCCAUCCACCUACGACUACUGGAAUGCUACAUUCCAGCGCAACAAGCAGGCGCCUGUGAACCACGAGGGAGAGUACUCCACAGAUGUUCUUGCAUCCAAGGCAUACGACUUCCUUGAUGCUGCCGCCGAAGCUGGAGAGCCCUUUUUCCUGGCCGUUGCGCCCAUUGCCCCCCACAGCCAUAUCAACAGUUCCAAUCUCGUUGGUGACAUUGAUGACCUGGCUCCUGGUGUCAAACUGGCCGAUUACCCUCAGGCUGCAGCCCGCCAUCGCCAUCUUUUCAAAGACGCCAAGGUCCCUCGAACGGAGAGCUUUAACCCUGACAAGCCUUCAGGGGCUGAUUGGAUCCGUCGACAGCCCAAGCUCUCUGAAGCGAACAUCGAGUACAACGAUGGCCACUACCGUGGCCGGCUGCAAGCUCUCCAGGCUGUUGACGAACUUGUCGAUGGCCUUUUUGAGCGACUGGAGAAGCACGAUAUCCUUGACAAUACAUACAUUUUCUACACCACCGAUAAUGGGUACCACAUUAGCCACCACCGGUUGCAGCCAGGAAAAGAGUGCGGCUACGAGGAAGACAUCAAUAUUCCCUUGAUUGUGCGAGGGCCUGGAGUACCGAAGGGGGCUGUUACCGAAGCAGUAACCGCCCAUGUUGAUCUUGUCCCUACAAUCUUGACAUUGGCUGGUGCACCUCUCAAGGCAGACCUGGAUGGCUCGCCAAUUCCUCUGUUCCCGGAGGAGUUUGGUUCUGAAGCUGCUCUUCGUCGUGAGCAUGUCAAUGUAGAAUACUGGGGAUGGGCUGCUGGCGAGGGUCUUUUCGGCUUUAACGGAGUCAAUGAUACAAAGAUACAGAACAACACAUACAAGGCAUUGCGUGUCGUUGGCGGCGAGGAAGGGAACCGAUAUAACCUGUAUUACUCUGUCUGGUGCACUAAUGAGCACGAGCUAUACGACAUGACGAACGACCCUGGCCAGUUGACCAACCUGUUGCACCCCGAUGAGGCGGAAGCGGCAGCUGGUGCUACUAUCCUAGGCUUCCCUCUCAGUAAGGUUGUUCCACGACUAGACGCUCUUCUCCUUGUGCUGAAGUCCUGUAAGGGCUCUACGUGCUCUCUCCCAUGGAAAUCUCUACACCCAGAGGGCGACGUUACUAGCCUGCGUGAGGCGCUUUCGCCUGUUUUUGACCAGUUCUAUGAGACACAGGCACGGGUUGAGUGGUCAUGGUGCAACCUGGGACAUGUAGUGGCAGCAGAAGGUCCUCAGUUUGAGACAGACGGGCAUGUAUACUGGAAGGGCACGGGAUGGAGCGAGUGGACAUAA